Pungitius pungitius (ninespine stickleback) is the source of this 3092-nucleotide messenger RNA. It is a transcript of the gene irak1, whose product is annotated as interleukin-1 receptor-associated kinase 1. Lineage: Eukaryota; Metazoa; Chordata; Actinopteri; Perciformes; Gasterosteidae. The record is from RefSeq and is a predicted model, not a curated record. The coding region runs from base 551 to 2662 and encodes 703 amino acids. Gene Ontology annotation, molecular function: protein binding; protein kinase activity; ATP binding. The transcript is spliced from 15 exons. Gene Ontology annotation, biological process: protein phosphorylation; signal transduction.
ACGUGACGACGAUGACGAUGAUAAAGGCAUCUAAAUAUACCCUGUAUGCAACUGAUUUAUAUCAAAUAACGAAUACAUACAAAUAUAAUAUAACAAUAUGAAAUAUACUUAGAUAAUAGUAUUCAUCAGUCAUCACCUACUCAUAGAGGGUGGAGUCAACUGACAAGAGACAGUGUCCACAGAAUAUAACGUUAUAUACGAGGACAGGUAAAACACAGUGAUCUCACCAAUCCUGAAAUAAUAAUAGUAAUAAUAAUGGAAACAAAACGAGGAAGAAUAACGCAUCAGGUUUCACAAAUAUAGAAAUAUUUGAUUUGUUCGAUCUGUUCUCAACAAGAGACCAGGGAUAUCAGGCUGCAGGUCUCUUAUUUUGGAGGGCUACUAACCGGAAGCGGUGAGCUUCAACCGCAGCAGGCGGAAGCGCCACAGGACCUCGACUUGUUAUUGACUGGUUGUUUCCGGACGGUUCUGACACGAUGGACUGAUCCGGGUCCCGGUGUGUUAGCGGGUAGUUGGUUUGCUUCAGGUGACGUUUAUUUAACAAUAUAACAUGUCGGCGGGGGACCACACAUCAACGUUUCUCUACAGGCUGCCUUCUCCGGUCCUGUGGGAGUUCUGCCGGGUCAUGGACGGACUGUCGGACCUGGACUGGACCCGCUUCGCGUCGGAGGUUCUUGGGGAUCAGACUGCUGUACGAUUGGCCGAGAGGAGGGAGAGGCGGACCGACUGGGUGAUGAACCAAUGGUGUAACAGAAACGGCAGCGUCGGGGAGCUGCUCAAGCUGUUGGAGCGGCUGGAGAUGCUCCGCCCCCGUGAUGUCAUCCUGGGCUGGGCCUCGUUUCAGAAGCCUUCCUCCGUCCCACCUCCUCUUCCUCCUCCUCCUAAACAGUUUGAAGCCACGCCCACACUGAGCACUGUAGGACUGGGCUCCACAGGUUCCACACACACAGCCAUUGAAGGAGGAGGAAGACCCCUCCCCAGACCAGCCCCACCCCCCCCUAUUCUGCACUCUGACCUCCCUCAAACUGCCCAGCCCCCCCAGUUGGUGUCGAGCAGCAGCGGGGUGAUGUGCUGGUCUCAUGAAGAGGUGCAUGCCGGCACGGUGGGCUUCUCCCCCUCCCAGCAGGUGGGGGAGGGGGGGUUCGGAGUGGUGUACAGAGCGUCCCUGAGGAACACCGAUUGUGCCGUCAAGAGACUGAAACAGGACGGUCUGCUGGACUGGAUUCAGUUGAAGGAGAGUUUUCAGAAUGAAGUGGACCAGCUGUCAAAGUUCAGACAUCCUCACAUCGUGGAUCUUUUGGGAUUCAGUGAAGGGCCAGAAUCAGUUUGUUUGAUCUACAGCUACAUGGAGCUGGGAUCCCUGGAGGACCAGCUACACAAAGUAACACGGGAGCGUGUGUCUCUGACCUGGUCUCAGAGGGUGGGCGUUGUUAAAGGAGCCUCUGCAGCGCUGCAGUUCCUUCACUCCCCCCCCGACGGCCGCUCGGCGCUGAUCCAUGGCGACGUGAAGAGCUCAAACAUCCUGCUGGACCGCCAUCUAGUGGCCAAGUUGGCAGAUUUCGGUCUGGCCCGGUUGGCGCGCCGCCGCCCUGCAGGUCGCACAGCGGGCCAGACGGCAUCAGUGGGUAAAACGGCGACCGUCCGAGGGACGCUGGCCUACCUUCCCGUAGAGUAUGUGAGGAACGGGGAGCUCGGGACAGCUGUGGACGUCUACAGCUUCGGGGUGGUGCUGUUGGAGGUUCUGACAGGACGUCGAGCUCUGGAGUUGGACAGGAAGUCAGGAGAGACAUACCUGAAGGACUUGGUGGAGGAGGUUGAGGAGAAUCUGACUGGUUCAUCUGCAGAGGCCUGGAGAAAGCAGCUUGACCACCGGCUGAUCCCAGGGGAUGCUGCAGAGCCGCCUAGCUGCAUGGAGAUGGUGGACCUGGCCUGCAAGUGUCUGGACAAGAAGAGGAAGAAGAGGCCAGCCAUGACAGAGGUGUUUGAUAGACUUCAGAAUAUCCACGUCAUCAGUCUGACCGGGUCUUCGCCACCCCCCCAUCACCCGGAUCUUCACCCUCCCUCCCUGUCCUUACCCAAACCCCCCCACCCCCUGGACUCCAGUGUGGGACCAUUGUCCAACCAGCUAUCUAAACUGGGACCUCUGGAGAACACGUACCAGCUCUCCCAGUCCUCGUUGUUGUCCUCCUUCUGCUCCCUCACCGCUCCUUCCUCCUCCUUCACCGGUCCAUGUGAAACCGAUGAGAGUCGAGGCUUCUCCCAGUAUGACCUUUGCUCCCAGUUUAGGUCUAACGAGACCAGCUCCAAAUCUCUAUCCCCAUCCUUCAGAGACCAGUACCACUGUCCAACUGGGCCCACAGAGUCCCAGGAGCCUUCGGUCCCCAGUGAAGAUCAGUACAACUUCCCUCCCCCCCAAGGACCAGACACUAAAGAGCUCUAUGGUGUCCCAGAAUGCAUCUCCCCUGUGGGACCCCUGCAGUCGUUGUCCCCGGAGCCCUCGGGAGUUCUCAUAAAUCCCAGUAAGCAGCGUUUCCUGCACGCACACAAUCUGUACAACGAGCAAAGGAUUCAAAGCCCUCAGCUGCUGUCGUCUGAUAACCUUUAUGGAGGGAGGUGUUCUGACCAGGGACCAGAGGAGAGUGACGAGUAUCUUCCUGUUUAACACGACUGAACUGUUCCAGUCUGAUCCUGAAUCCCUGAACUGUGAAGACUAAUCAAUAUGUUUGUACUAUGAACUGUAAGGAAGAACUAUUCAUUCACUAAGUUUAUACAAAUCAAUAAACACACAGCCUCCAUGUGCAGAGGGUCACUUGCAGGUCAUCAUCAAACCUGCACACUCCCUCUCUCUCUCUCUCUCUGUCACUCACACACACUCAGUCAUCUUAAACGUCUCAUUCAUUUAUGCAACCGGAAAGAUGCAAAUUCAUUCACACAUAACGUGGACAUGCUCUCACAUUCUUUGUGUAGCAAAGAGCAGAUUAUUAGUAGAACUACAGCAUGCAGAGCAGGAGGAAAGGGAGUCGUUUGAUUGUCAUCAAGUGUGUGGACCUCUGCGUUUCUCCAGGCAGCAGCGCCCCUUGAAAAUGCCCCGC